Molecule: messenger RNA, 297 nt
Organism: Leishmania braziliensis MHOM/BR/75/M2904
Lineage: Eukaryota; Euglenozoa; Kinetoplastea; Trypanosomatida; Trypanosomatidae
Product: putative Lsm7p protein
Exons: 1
Coding region: 1-297 (98 amino acids)
Cellular component (GO): U12-type spliceosomal complex; catalytic step 2 spliceosome; Lsm1-7-Pat1 complex
Molecular function (GO): RNA binding
Source: RefSeq, a predicted model, not a curated record
AUGCAUCGACCUGCACGGCUCAUGUCUGCAGAGCUCGCGCACAUUCUCAAAAAAAAGGAGGGCAUUUUGUCCUUGGAAAAGUACCUCGAUCGUAAAGUCGUGGUUUCCCAGAAAGGUCAGGAGGUGCACGGCGUACUAAAAGGCUUCGACAAUAAUGUGAACUUGGUACUUGCCGAUGCAGAGUUGUGGCAUGGCGACACGCACAUCCGCACGAUUGGCGCCUGUGUCGUGCGCGGCGGCCCCGUAAGCAUCAUCCUCUCUGGGGACACGACUAGCAUUGCAAACCCCUUUGCCUAG